Trichechus manatus latirostris (Florida manatee) is the source of this 4047-nucleotide messenger RNA. RefSeq names its product major facilitator superfamily domain containing 14B (gene SLC71A2). The transcript has 13 exons. NCBI's taxonomy places the organism in Eukaryota, Metazoa, Chordata, Mammalia, Sirenia, Trichechidae. Gene Ontology annotation, cellular component: membrane. Gene Ontology annotation, molecular function: transmembrane transporter activity. The record is from RefSeq and is a predicted model, not a curated record. Gene Ontology annotation, biological process: transmembrane transport. The coding region runs from base 491 to 1816 and encodes 441 amino acids.
CUCCGCACCUCCAGCAUUGGCCGCCCCCUUCAACCCUCGGCGUCGCCACUGGCGCUGCUGCCCGACCCCCAGGCCGCUGUGGGCCGCGGAGCUGAUGAGGGCGCGGGCCCAGCCGCCGCCUCUGCGGCGUCGCCCUCGUUCCGGAGCGCCCCGAGCCGGAGCAGGCAUGACCGCGGAAUGAGCGAGGAGCCGCCGCCCGAGCCGGAGAAGGCAGCACGGAAGCCGGAGGCGAGAGCUAUGCCGGAGAAGCGCACGGGCGCGCAGGCCGCGGGUGGCAGCUCGGCUCCAGUGAUUUGCCUUGACCGGACGAGUGGAAAGUCUAUAAUGUUGGCACCUACCAUGAUUACGGGAGUGAAGAAAUCAAGGAUAGCACAAAAUGAAGUUUUAUCUUAAAUAAUUAUAGCUACAAGGCUUUGGUCGACCAAGUGUAUACCAUGCUGCUAUUGUCAUCUUCCUUGAAUUCUUUGCAUGGGGCCUGUUGACAACUCCUAUGUUAACUGUUCUACAUGAAACAUUUCCUCAACACACAUUCCUCAUGAAUGGUCUCAUUCAAGGUGUAAAGGGUCUGUUGUCUUUCCUUAGUGCCCCCCUCAUAGGUGCUCUGUCUGAUGUGUGGGGGAGGAAGCCCUUUCUCAUUGGCACAGUCUUCUUCACCUGCUUCCCAAUCCCACUGAUGAGAAUCAGCCCAUGGUGGUAUUUUGCCAUGAUUUCCGUGUCUGGAGUCUUCUCGGUCACGUUCUCUGUGAUAUUUGCCUAUGUAGCUGAUGUCACUCAGGAGCAUGAGCGAAGUACUGCUUAUGGAUGGGUCUCGGCCACCUUUGCAGCCAGUCUGGUCAGUAGCCCAGCCAUUGGAGCCUACCUGUCUGCCAGUUAUGGGGACAGCCUUGUCGUGCUGGUGGCCACAGUGGUGGCUCUUUUGGACAUCUGCUUCAUCUUAUUGGCUGUUCCAGAAUCUCUACCAGAAAAAAUGAGACCUGUUUCCUGGGGAACUCAGAUUUCAUGGAAACAAGCAGACCCUUUUGCGUCAUUGAAGAAAGUUGGAAAAGAUUCUGCUGUUUUACUAAUCUGCAUCACCGUGUUUCUUUCAUACCUUCCUGAAGCUGGACAGUAUUCAAGUUUUUUUCUCUAUCUCAGGCAGGUCAUAGGUUUUGGGUCUGUUAAAAUUGCAGCAUUCAUAGCUAUGGUAGGAAUUCUGUCUAUUGUGGCUCAGACAGUCUUUCUUAGCAUCUUGAUGAGAUCAUUAGGGAAUAAGAAUACUGUCCUCCUUGGUUUGGGCUUCCAGAUGUUCCAGUUGGCAUGGUACGGUUUUGGAUCUCAGGCCUGGAUGAUGUGGGCAGCAGGGACCGUGGCUGCCAUGUCCAGCAUCACAUUUCCAGCAGUCAGCGCCCUUGUCUCACGGAAUGCAGAAUCUGAUCAGCAAGGAGUCACCCAGGGGAUCAUAACUGGAAUAAGAGGACUGUGCAAUGGUCUGGGGCCUGCACUGUAUGGCUUCAUAUUCUAUAUGUUCCACGUCGAACUGACUGAGAUGGAGCCAGAAUUGAAUUCUAACCAAGCUGCCCUGCAGGGAGCUGUCAUCCCAGGCCCGCCAUUCUUAUUUGGGGCGUGUAUAGUUCUUAUGUCUUUUGUGGUUGCUUUGUUUAUCCCUGAAUACAGUAAAGCCAGUGGGAUUCACAAACAUAGCAGCAGCAUCAGCGGCAGCCUGACCAACACCCCAGAACGGGGCAUUGAGGAAGACUUUGAGCCGCUGCUGCAAGACAGCAGCAUCUGGGAACUCUCUUCCUUUGAGGAGCCUGGGAAUCAAUGCACUGAACUGUAAACUCGGCAGAAAGGGUGAUUUUGCAACUGCCAUCUUUGAGAGCCAUGGAGGGAGCCAUACCACAUGGAGACCUCAUGGGGCUGGAGGAGAGAUGCUAGCAUCCUUCAGGGCCAAGUAUGAUAAGCAACUUCCUCUGCUCCUCCUUCCAUCCUCCUCAUUCUCCUCCUGCUUCCUUUUCAUCCAUUCUUUUUCUUUGUACAUUAGAACAAGGUAAGAUUUGAAAUGUUUACCUGAAAAUGAUGUGCAACUCUCAAGAUCUGGAGUCUGAGCUUUGAAGCUUGAAUAGAAAAAGUCAUAUCUCUGGGAGAAAGGGUAGCUUUCCUUUAAUAACACCAGAAUAAGCAUGACAGCAGUCUUUCUAGGCCCUUUUCAGCAGAAUGUGCAGGAUUAUAGUAGGACUACCAUCUCUGGCAAGAUUUCAGGUGAAGAAUCCCUCCUCAUUUUAUUUCUUCCUGUUUCUCUGAACACAUGGCUGCGUAGCCCAUAGGCGUUUAUGAGGGGCCACUUUAAGAGUCACUCAGUAUCAGGGAUCUUUGUUCAGGGGUCACAGGAAAACCAAGUUUACUUUCCUUUCAUUCUUUCUACUUCCUAUUCUUAUCUAGAAUAAAAUUCCACAUAUACACCUCUAGUCAUAGAUAUGAUCAGUGAUUAUCUUUUUACCAGAUGAAGGAAAUUUUUCUUUAAUCAUGUAGCACUACCAACUCAGAUUCCUGAACCUAGUGUCUAGGUCCAAUCCAGAGUGAUUUUACAGAAGAAAAACACAUCAAGCAUUCUGAUGGUAACAUAGAAAUUGGAGGAUGCUUCUAAAAAUGUUUUCAACAAAUGUGAACAUUCCGAAGUGUGGAUAACAAUUAGUAACUAGAUACCAGAGUAGUUUAUAUUCAAGUUCGGGCUUACAGAAUUCAUUGUUACUAUUUGUACUUUUCCACAUCUGCCUUGUCUGACUCCUCAAAUAAUUUUUCCCAUCCGUCACACUUCUGCCUUAACUAUUCUCUGUAGUAUGCAGUUGUUUUUAAUCAUAAUCUUCAUUUCAUUCUGUUUAUCUCACUUUUAAAUCUCAUGGGAAUAUUCACAUCAAAGUUCUUUCUAAAAUAUGGUUUAGUGAAGCUCAGUUUCACAAGUGUCUUGCUAAUUUUUCGAGAUACUUUAUGGACUAAGAAAACUUUACAGAUUUCUAUGUAUUUUGCUGCACCAAUAAAUGAAUAUUAAAUAUGGCCUACCUUUAUCAGAGCAGUCCUUUGAAAGUUUUAUAGGUAUGAAAUAUAUGUAGAUAUUUGUAAGGGGUUUUAAAUUUUUUGAUGGGGUGCUGUGUAAAUCUUGUAUUUAUACAUGUAAUGAAGAUAUUGACAAAAAAUAUAUAUACAACUUUUAUAAAGGAUUAUGUACUAACUGAAUACAUUUAAAAUAAAAUAUAUUUUGAAAUCUGUUCUGCCAUGAAUGGAGAUAACAUAUCUUUUUACUAUGCUGUUGGUUUUUAAGUUAAGCUUCCUAUGCAUAAUAAAUUUGCAACGGAUACCUUUAUGUCUUUUGUGUUUCUUUGAAGCAAAUAGUACCGUGGAUCUUUUGGAUUCUGUUUUGGCUUCCACCUAAAAUGAAUUAUUCUACACUAAUGUAAAAGAUGUGUGUGUUUUCAAAAAAAAAUUUAAUUUUAGCACACUUCCUUCAAAUUUGCUUUAAAAAUCAGAUCAUUUAAGAAUUUAUAUAUGUAUAUUUUUAUUUUAAAAAUGCCCUCAUAACAUCUUUAUUUCUGCUUUUUACCACUGCUUGUCACAACUGCAGUUACUUUACCCAGUAUGACCAGUGUCUUUUUAUUGUUUGUUUAAUUAUAGGUAGAUUUUUAAAUUGAGAUAAAAUUCACAUAACCUACAAUUCACUAUUUGAGCCAUUUUAAAGUAUACAAUUCAGUGGUUUUUAGUAGAUUCAUAGUGCAGACAACCAGUAUCUAAUUCCAAAGCAUUUCCAUUGCUCCAAAAAGAAACCCCAUGCCCGAUAGCAGUUACCCCGAAUUCCUCCUUCUUCCAUCCCUUGGCAAUCACCAGUCUGCUUUUUUGUGUCUCUGAAUUUGCUUAUUUUGGACAUUUCGUAUAUAUGCAGUCAUACAAAUGCAAAUCAAUUGUGUUUUCUUUUGUUUAGCAUAAUAUUUUCAAGGUUCAUUAAUGUUAUAGCAUGUAUCAAUACUUACUCCUGUUUAUAGCGAAAUAAUCUUCCCUUGUCUGGAUAUACCACUUUUU